GCAUGCGCCGUUGUCGAGUAGCCGAGGGGCCGUCAGAGCGCAUGUGCGGUCCGAGCCCGCGGAAAUUUAAACCGUCUUCAGGAAGUAAAUUCAAAGAGCGGAACAACACGGCGAUAUCGGGGGCUGGGCGGGGAGUGUGACGGCAGUCGCUGCAAAUACAAGAGGAGGCAGGCCCAGAAGGAAUUAUAAUCUAUGAAUGUGAAUCAUGCCAGAGGAAGAAGGAAAUGUGACUGUAGUUGUCCGAAUAAGACCCCAGAAUCGUCGGGAGUUGGACAGUGAAAACCACAUAGUUGUGCACGUGGUGGAUGAAAAUGUCCUGGUCUUCGACCCAAAGGAAGAAAUUAAUGAUGAUGUGUUUUCGGAAGCUAAGUUCAGAGAUCGGGAUGUAACACGUCGAAAAAGGAAGGACCUGAAGUUCGUGUUUGACAGAGUUUUUAAUGAAAACUGUACACAGCAAGAAGUGUUUGAGUACACAACUAAACAUAUUUUGGAAGGAGUUUUGAAUGGAUACAAUUGUUCAGUCUUUGCUUACGGUGCAACAGGAUCUGGGAAGACGCACACAAUGUUGGGCAGUGUGGAUCAGCCUGGAGUGAUGUAUCUCACAAUGCUGGAACUCUAUGAGAGAAUCGAACAAAUGAAAGAUGAGAAAAUCUGUGAAGUUGCUGUCUCGUAUUUGGAGGUGUACAAUGAACAGAUUCAUGACCUGCUUGAACCUAAAGGCUCACUGGCUGUGAGAGAGGAUCCUCAGAAAGGAACGGUUGUUCAGAGGCUAAGUUUCCAUCAGCCCAAGACUGCUAAAGAGCUUUUGGAGAUGUUGGCAAAUGGAAACCAGAACCGGACCCAGCAUCCCACUGAUGCCAAUGCCACAUCGUCGCGGUCCCAUGCUGUCUUUCAGGUGUAUGUAAAACAACAAGACCGUAUUGCUAGCAUCAGCAAGAACUUGCGGGUGGCUAAGAUGUGCCUGAUUGACUUGGCUGGAUCAGAACGUGUCACUGCAACCAAGGCCCAAGGAGCACGGUUUAGGGAGGGAGCAAACAUAAAUCGCUCACUGCUUGCAUUAGGAAAUGUGAUUAAUGCACUGGCAGAUGGCAAGGGUAAAAAGUCUCACAUCCCUUACCGAGAUAGCAAGCUAACCCGCCUACUUAAGGACUCGUUGGGGGGGAACUGUCGUACGGUGAUGAUUGCCACUGUGAGCCCUUCAGCCAGUAGUUAUGAAGAUACAUAUAAUACCUUAAAGUAUGCAAAUCGUGCUAAGGAUAUCAAAUCCUCUCUGAAGAGUAAUAUUGUGAGCUUGGACUGUCAUAUAAGUAAAUAUGCAGCCAUAUGCGAGGAACUACGGAGAGAGGUCACACAACUGAAAGACAAGCUGAAGACUUAUGAAGAAGGGAAGUCUACCAUUACCAGGAAUGACCCAAGUACAGUCCAACCUGUGCUGUCCAGUCAACAACAGGGUUUGGAGAAGUCUUUGAGGAAUGCUCUUCUCAGUCGCCAAGUGAUUCAAACAGACUACUUGGAAUUGGAAGCUCAUGCUAAAGAAAUGGAACUGAAGGCUUUCUUUCGACUGCGGGACCAAGAACGUAUUAAAAUAUUGUGUACUGAGCAGCAGUUGGAACGGGCUUCCUGUAAAUUUGAACGCAGCCAGGCAUCUUCUGGUCGGCGCCAUGACCAUCUACUGGAGAAAAUGCAGCAAGUAGAAGAGAAACUCAAGGAGAAUGGGGAUCUCAUAUCCCAGUUGGGAACUAAAAUUGGUUCAGAUGGUAAAACCAUAUCAUUCCCUCAGAUCCUGAAACUGAGUAUGCAGAACCUUCUAUUAGAGGCUGAAGUGAGUAAUUGCAAGCAACAUAGCAAUUAUGUGACCCGCCUGGUGACAUUGCAAGACCGAGAUAGUCAACAGACGGAAAAGUUAGUGACCACCCUACUUCAGAUUGUACGGAAGCAGUUUAACACACUGAAAGAAGCUAGCCUUGCAACUGCAGACACGGUAUCACAGUUCAAUGAGCUGGAGCGUCUUGUGCGAGGAGAGAAAGCUGUCCUAUGGGCAGACCAAAUAAACACAGAAGAAUCUAAAGAGAAUCAGCAUUCAGAAUUAACAGGUCUUACUACAUUUUCUAAACUGCAUCUUCUACCUGAGAACCUAUUUGAAUUUACUGUGCCAAAAAAAGCUGCAGCUUCAAAUUCAACUGCACAAGCUCCAGCAGAGGCUGCUCCAAAGAGGCGGCUACCCACAAAACGGUGCCUGACAGAGCUCAGACCACCACCUAACCUUCAGCAGAAGGAGCAGUCAAUGCCAUUAAAGAGAAGGAGAACAGAAAUUGAGGUGCACACAGAUGUUCCUUCGAUAUCUGAGUUACGAAGGGAGAACAACUCAUCCCGAAUCGACCAAGUCAACGUUGUGCCAAAAACCUACACGAAGGAGACUCAGCCAUUUUCAAAUCGGAGCAAUACUCUUGGUAACAAAGGAACUAAAUUUGUAACUUCAGCUGAAAGCAUCAAAAGAAGCUUCACACCAACUAUCUCAAGGAAGUGGAAAGCUCCAGCCAGCACCACUCCCAUCAGCUGUAACCUCUCAACAACGUCAAGUAAUCACGAUCUGAAUGAAACCUUUGAAACUGCAGAAGUGAAUGAUCAGACUGGCCUAGAUACUACAGUAAUUCUUGGCCCUUCAGCUGCUCAAAGGUCUGAAGUUACCAUGAGCCAUGACAUAAUGCCACAGACCAACAACUCCUUUCUGCAGAGAUUGGGCCUGCCGAGACUUGCAGUUAAAAGUCAGCCCGGAACACUGUUCAUUGCGAGAAACCCAUCCGUGGCUGUCAGCAGAUCUGCCACCAAGGCAAACGUCAGAGCAACAGGGCAACGGAAGAAAAGAUACUCGAGUGGCAUCUCAUCCCGUAUGAGUGGCCGGCAACUCCAGAACAAAUCCAGGAGGUCUCCAGCCUGCAAGAGUCAACUUAUGUCAGCACCAUACUCCAGCCCAAGGUUUCGUUCGGUGGGCAAGAGAAAUGGAAUCAGCGGAAACUUGCCUGUCACCCAGAGCUCUGAAUUCCUGUCACAUUCCAGUUUGAAGAAUUCAAGUAAAACACUUGCUUUCUGACCAGAGGAUGUUCGAGAACAUGAUACGGGAACUGCAUUUGUUUGCUCUCACUUGGAUUGUCUACAUUUGAAAUUAGAACUGUGUUGACAACAUUGAUUAUUGAGCAGCCUGAUGUUGUUUCCAAGCAAACCUGAGGCUGAACGUACAGUAUUUUGAACACUUAACCUUUUAGUAUUUUUGCAUUCAUUCUUUUCAUUCCGUCAUAAUUUACUGUACUUCCCGUUGGGGCAAUGGUGCUUUGGUUCACGGAUAGCCCUUUCAAUAUUCUCCACUUCACUCUGUGCCUGGUCAACAGGAAACAUGAUUGUUUUAGAGUAUUAUUAUUCUCCCUAAUGGGAUUGAGUUCUGCAAUCUCAUCCUGUGACAGUGCUGAGUUCUGUGACUUCUUCCCAAUUAAUGCAGAAAAGCAAUGUGUUAACUUCUGACAGUUGUGCGUUUGUACAAUUACCUUACAUUUCUAUUCCUAAUUAUAUCACCACCUGCUUUGCUGUGAAUCUGUUCUCUAUUAGUUUAAAUAGAAUAUGAUUUUUUAAAUGAUUGGAGGUUUGGGGUGUGCUCUUUAUAUCUGCUUGAUUUUGGUUGUUGUAAAGACACAAUCUGCUGACAUGCAUGUGGAAAAUUGUUAAAUGGCUGAGAAGUUAAACUCUUUACAACAUGAUAAAGGCAUCAUUAAACUUAUUUGUUGCCUGUUAAGAGAUGGCAGGAGUUCUAAUGGUGCCAUUCAGAUGAAGACCACUGGGCCCAAAAGGAGGUCGCAUUCCCCAAUUCUGCGAACCUAAUGAGCAUUGAAUUCCAAGUUCCUGUUUAUAGGUUGUGUUUCUCUGGAGUGCAUCGUCCAUACUGCUAUGGUAAACAAGUUUUGCUUUUUAACUUUGCCAUUACUAACAUUUUUGAGCAGAACAUAUUGCCUUUCUAUUGGAAGUUUGUGGUGCAGUGCACCUUUAACAGAAGUGAACGUAAAGUCCUGUUUUGUCAGUUUUGGUUCGACUGCCUUUGUCAAGAUGCUUUGAUCUUGUGCUGUGCAAUUAUCCUCCUCUAUGACACUUUUUCUGAGUGCAGAAUGCAGCAAUAUCUAGCAUGAGGAGAACAACGUUCCUUUUAUGUCACUGAGCCACACCUUUCUUCGUGCAUGGUUGGAAAUGGAAGUAACCCUUCCACUUUUUAAGAACAUUGUGUUCAAAUUGAUUGCACAAGCCACAACAAUCUUUUGUUUCACAAAUUGAUGGCUCUGAAGGCACAGUUAGUGGGAACAACAUUAAUUCUUCAUGCAGGCAAAGGAAGGUUCCUUCAGACAAAAGUAAGUUAAGUCAGUAUUCUAACUAAUGUCCAACAAAAGGGCAAAGUCGGUGCACUGCCUUGGAAGAGAGUAUAAGUGAAUGCUUGGGAUCAAGGCAACCAUGCAACCAACUGCUAGCUGAGGCCCUUCCCCAUCUGUGACAUGUCGCAGAUGGUGCAAAGGGAAGAGAUUUAUUAGUUUUAUGAUUUCUGGGGCAGUCUGUCAGAGUGAAACCUAAUUCAAACUGUCUCAGGAUUACUGAAUGUGAUUACAGGAGGAUGUAAUAUUUUGAGGGUAAAGACUGGCAAACGUCUUUGUUUUGUCACUGGUCUCUUUCACAAUUCUUCAAUCUCCAUUUCCAACAUUUCUACAUGUAAAAAAAAAUCAUUUAAACAUAAAAGCUCUUUGUUCCUUUAGAAACAUUGAAUUAAAACUCAACUAAAGAUAUAAUUUAACCUGCCUCUUUUAUCUGAGACCUGUUUCUCAGAGCAAUGUUAUUGGUCCUUAGACUUUAUAAUAUUCUAAGUCAGAUCAGAAUGAACACAGGACAGGAAAUGGCAGUAUUGCACUGGUGCUCUGUUGUUGGUUUACAAUAAGUUACGUGCUGUCCUACCAGUGGAUUGCUAGUCUCAGUUACAAUCCCCAGACCUGUAAAAUACAAGAUAAUGAUUGGAGUAAUCAGAUCGCAAUGAUUCUGUUGUGCUUCAGUGAUUGUAUUCCUGGAAUUGCAGUAACACUUUGGAAGUUGAAUUACUGUUCAGAAAUGUGACUUUAUGAAAGAGCUAAAUGUAUUGCACUUCAUUUAGGUUUGUAAAUUGUUGUUUUGCAAAGCAGUGUUGGCUACUGAACCUUGAAAGGGAGAUUUCUAAUAUUUUGGAGCAGAUAUUUUCGCCUGUUGCAAUCUGAAACAAGAUUAAUCAAACUAGAUAAGUCUCCAGGGAAUGGUCACAGGUAAAGAUUUUCUCAUUGCAGAAACCCUCAUGGAUUACGCCUAGACCAUUAAAUGCCAGCGAUAUGUGCAACAGUUUGCAUAGAGCAGGUUUGCAGUGAUUCCUAGAUCUUUCUUUCCAUCCCAUAAACUAUUUCCUGAACUCUUAAAAUUAAUUUGAGGUAAAAUGUUAAACUCUUAGUCAAACAAAAAUAUUUUAAAAACACAAUGAUCAUUUGCAAGUUACUGCUAUUUAAAGGAUUCUUCUGAGGAGAAAUGUAAAAAAAUUGUAUGUUAAAUCAAACUCAAUUCACAUUUGCAGCACUGUUUUUAUUGAGAAAUAUCGUAUUUUGAACUUCUACGUUACUCGAGAUAUUCAUCUCAUAAACUGAAAUACUCAGCAUCUCAGUAGCUUUGCAAUUUGUAGUUGUGGUAUUGCAUCCAGCAAGUGCUGUUGCCAUUGCAAAUCUUUAGCACUUGUUUUUGCACUUAUUUUCCUGUCUGUGUUUGGCUAUUUGUUUUCAGCUGAUGUUGGGCGGCCAAGCAAGAUGGGCAACAGAAUUGCCACCAGCACUCCCUAGAGUUACCCCUGUCUGAAACAAAUAAAAGGUGUAUUGUAAAUCGGCCAAGGAGUUCAGAGUGAGGCAACAGCAGUAACUGCUUUAUGGCUUCAUUGCUGAGUGGAAGUGGCUGUCUGAACACAGGCUAAUUGUAUGUAUAUAGCUCAAAGAACGUGGUAGUCUUGUUAUGAGCUUCCAUUAAUCUCAGCUUUGUACAUCGCUUCAUUUUUUAACUCUGUAUGUUGGGGGCAAAUCUGUUGUCCCUUAUUAUGUUUGAAAUAUAAAAGUAAUGAUUUUAUUCGUGUUCAGAGAGCAGCCAUAAAAUGCAAACCUAAAGCUUGCCUCUCGCAGUCAGAUAAUGCAGAAUCUAUUCCACUAAUAAUCAUUUCAGAUAAGGACUAAACUGUAUGAGUAAAAUAUCAUGCAGCUUAUACAAAGCAAUACUGGUUUCCUUUAUCCCGCUGCUGCACAUUAUGCUCUUGUACAGAGCUCUCAAAUCAUGACUCAAAUACACUGGAAUUUAAAGAGCUACCCAACCCAAAUCUGUGGAAUGGCACUGUCCUGACUAGAAGCUAUCCGAGGUUUUGUGGUUUACCACCUGGAGUAGAUGCAGCGAUCCAGAGCCCAGUUCGCAUCACUAAGUCAUGGUGCUUCUCAGAACCAACUUGAUGCCCAACAGAUGGGUUCUGUGGAGACUUGACUGUGUCCGUAAGGCACUUCAAGUUCUUCUCAAGUGUGAAGCAUCUCCUGCCUGAUGUCUGAUUCAACAGCCAUGGUGGUUGACUGCAGGGACACCGGAUUCUUCAAAUUUCAGAGAAAGCCAGAAGGUUAGAAAUUUUUUCUGAUACAUGUUAGCUAGAAUACAAGAUCCUGUUGCUUAAAAGACUUGGUUGCAUCAAGCAAAUAUAGCUUUUGCCGAUCGUGCGUCCAACGUCACCCUAACUUGUAUAAACAGGCCUAAUGUAGUGCAAAGGGUCUUGCAAUUUCUUGGAAUUGAAUUUCUAAACUGCAUUGUAAAUGGGUCAUGAUCUUAUCACGUACUCUGAAUGUGACAAACCUAGGCAACGUUAAGUUGGAUUUAGUGGCUGCUUCUCUUUCUUGUCUCAUCAAAUGUUAUACUUAAUUAUUAAAUUGUUUACUAAUGA
Messenger RNA from Pristis pectinata (smalltooth sawfish), 7000 nucleotides. Its product is annotated as kinesin-like protein KIF18A. The record is from RefSeq and is a predicted model, not a curated record. Gene Ontology annotation, biological process: microtubule-based movement. The transcript has 17 exons. Gene Ontology annotation, molecular function: microtubule motor activity; ATP binding; microtubule binding. NCBI's taxonomy places the organism in Eukaryota, Metazoa, Chordata, Chondrichthyes, Rhinopristiformes, Pristidae. Bases 206 to 3091 code for a protein of 961 amino acids.